GCGGACCUGAGAUCAUCAGCAGGCUCGGCGAAGUGGUCGAGCGACUGAACGUUACCGAUAGGGCCUCGCAACGAGUGCCGCAGCUGAUCCAAGCGAAGGACACCAGGAAGCCGCCGACGUUCAAGAACGAGGGGGCUCACUUCAGCGAGUUGUUGCAGAGGCUCAAUAGCUACGUGCUCAGCGUCUUCGGGGCGAGCUUCAAAGCGGUGAUCGAGUGGGCGGUCGACCAGGCGAACGACUCGAUGGCGCUCGCGACGGCGGCCGCGGUGGCGCAGUUCAUCAACGACGCGACCGACGGUGAAGAAGUCGAGUCGGUGGACGAGAAGAUCCCCAAACUCCAUGCGUUGUUCAUCUCGCUCGCAGAGGGCGAGCCCUCCGAGCUGGUGGCAAGCGCGGGCCAGGGUAGCGUGCCGCUGAAGAAGAUCACGGCGCCCAACCGAGCGACGGAGCUAAAGAACCUGGCCGGCGAGAUUGCGAAGUGGGGGGAGCUCAUCAGGGGCUGCGAGGGACGGCGAGCCGACGGUCGAGACAUUCGACUGGACGGCGAGAUCAAGAUGAACGCGCUUGAGAGCUAG
Messenger RNA from Prorocentrum cordatum, 575 nucleotides. The record is from the annotation of a GenBank genome assembly. NCBI's taxonomy places the organism in Eukaryota, Dinophyceae, Prorocentrales, Prorocentraceae.